Molecule: messenger RNA, 1971 nt
Organism: Chaetomium globosum CBS 148.51
Lineage: Eukaryota; Fungi; Ascomycota; Sordariomycetes; Sordariales; Chaetomiaceae
Exons: 1
Coding region: 1-1971 (656 amino acids)
Biological process (GO): protein targeting to vacuole; vesicle-mediated transport
Cellular component (GO): Mon1-Ccz1 complex; fungal-type vacuole membrane
Source: RefSeq, a predicted model, not a curated record
AUGGCCCGGGAAACGGAAGUUGAAAGCAGUCAUGACGGUCCUCCCAAGGUGACUGAAACCUCUCCGUCUCCGUCUCCGUCGCCGCCACCGCCGCCUUUGCCUCCUCGUCAGAUGAUUUCGAGCGACAGUCCUGCCCAGGUUGCGCCGGCUCAAGCAAAACCCACCACAGCCGUGUCAUCUAUCGACAUCUCAACUGUGUCGUUCCCGGACGGCUCUCGAGGCACCUUUUCAACAAGCGCACCUCGCGUCGGCUUCACGCCGCAUACAAAUGCUAGCGGAUAUGGGACGCCCGGCCGCGAUGCCACUGGCGGCGACCUUGCCGACUCGAUGAGUGUCAUGAGUUUCGCCCCAACAUUGCGCCCGCACGGAGACCUAGCUAGCCUAGUCGCGGAUGGGCUUAACAAGAAAAGCCGUGCUUGGAACAUGUUGAGGUCACAGUCGGAGACAGUCCAGCCGUUUGAGAGCAUCGAGCUCGGCGCUCCCGGCAGCCUCGCCGGUUUCGAAAGGGAAUUUGACGAAAUCCCGGACGAUAAAACCGACGAUAUCAGGAUGGCCAUCUGGAAAUCCAAGAUGAAGCAUUACAUGAUUCUCUCGUCUGCUGGAAAGCCAAUCUAUAGCCGCCACGGCGAUUUGGGACUGGUCAACUCGUACAUGGGCGUGGUGCAGACCAUCAUCUCUUUCUACGAAGGGGCUAAUAACCCUCUCCUGGGCUUCACCGCAGGCAACGCACGAUUCGUCAUUGCCAUCGAGGGCCCUCUUUACUUUGUAGCCAUCAGCAGGUUGAACGAGAGCGAUGCCCAGCUGAGAAGCCAACUUGAAGCCUUGUACAUGCAGAUAUUAUCUACCUUGACGCUGCCGACCCUCAAGAGCAUAUUCGUUCAUCGCCCUUCGACAGAUCUCAGGAAGCCUCUCGAGGGCACCGAGUCACUCCUCUCGUCUCUCGCCGACAGCUUUACCCGAGGCUCCCCCUCGACUCUCCUUGGCGCCCUUGAAUGUCUGAAGUUACGAAAGUCCCAGCGUCACGCCAUAAACAACGUAUUCCUCAAAAACCGCAGCGAAAAGCUUCUCUACGGACUUGUUGUCGCAGGUGGAAAGUUAGUGAGCGUCAUCAGGCCGCGGAAACACUCGCUGCACCCGAGUGACCUCCAGCUUAUCUUCAACAUGCUCUUUGAAUCAGGCGGCAUCAAGUCCGGCGGUGGAGAGAGCUGGAUCCCGCUCUGUCUCCCAGCCUUCAACAACCGUGGCUAUCUCUACAUGUACGUCAGUUUCUUCGACGGAAAUGCGGACCCAGCCUUUUCGGCCGAGUCCACCGCAGAGGAUACCCCUGAAUCAUCGACCGACACCAAUACGACCAACACAACCGAGAAGGAAGACGAAAUCGCCCUCAUCCUCAUCUCCCCAGACAAAGAAUCCUUCUACGACCUUAAAGAGAUGCGUGACAAACUCGCCGCCCAGCUCACAAAAACAGGCCACCUCUCCCUCAUCCGCUCCGCCGCCCGCGAGCGCCGUCCCCAGAUUCAAACCAUCGCCCCCGGCGCCCAAAUCGCCCACUUCCUCUACAAGUCGCGCGCCAACGUGCAGUUCUGCAUGUCCGCCCUCGAACCAGCCAACCCCAACCCCACCCCGGGAACAUCCUCCACAACGCCCACAACAGUGGCAACAACAGCAACAGUAGCCUCAACCUCAACCUCCACCUUAGAACCAGAAAAGAUGCUCACGCGGCGGCGCCUGAUGACGCUUUACCACGAGCUGCACGCGUCCAUGCACGCCAAGCACGCCCACCUCAAGGUCCUGCACGCCGUCAGCGAGGACGCGGCCAGCCUGGCGUGGAUCACGCCCGUCUUUGAGUUCUACUGCGUCGCGGGCCCCAACGCGCCGCGCGCGGCCAUGGCGCAGGGGGCGAACCGCGUCAUUCAGUGGGCGAAGCGUGAGGAGGAGAGGUUGUUUAUUAUUGGGGGCGGGGUGUUUUAG